Messenger RNA from Elephantulus edwardii (Cape elephant shrew), 768 nucleotides. It is a transcript of the gene SPATA9, whose product is annotated as spermatogenesis associated 9. The transcript has 5 exons. Lineage: Eukaryota; Metazoa; Chordata; Mammalia; Macroscelidea; Macroscelididae. Bases 1 to 768 code for a protein of 255 amino acids. The record is from RefSeq and is a predicted model, not a curated record.
AUGUCAGUCAAACUUGUUGGGUGGAUAUUCAGCCAUGUGUUGAAGAAUUUUUUUGGGAAAAACCAGGGGCUUCAAAAAGUAAUCAUGGACGUUGCAGAUGAGUUUAAAGAUGAAUUCCCUGCAAUCCUACAACUGUCACAGUCAACCCAGAAAAAAGAACGCAUCCGAAAAAACUCCAAGAUCAAAAUGUCUAAUGUUUUAGCCAAGGUCAAUAGAGGAACAGUCAUUCAAGGAUUACACAGCAUAUCCCGAUCCUCUCAAUCAGUGGCCAAACUUCUGCAGCCUCAGCUUGCCUGCAGGCUUUUAGAGUUACGGGACAUAUCUGGUCGUUUGCUGAGGGAAAUCAAUGCCCCUAAGCGUCCCCUAUAUAACAAACAGGUCAAAAGCCAUUCUUUCUUUGACAUUAUUUCCUUUCCAGCAAAGACUGUUUUAAUUAGCAUAAUGUAUGCUUCUUAUGCAGCACUAAUUUAUUUGACAGUCUGUGUUAAUGCCAUGUUGGAGAAAGUGCAGAAAAUACUCCAAGAAGAAGAUGCCAUCCGGCAAAGGAGACAAGAGACUGAAAGUCUUAGAAAAGCCUGUUCUGAACCUGUGCUUCCUGAGCCUGUGCCUUCUGAAGGUAAAAUCACAGCAAAACCUUACAGGUCAUUACCAGAGAAGCCAGACAGCACGGCAGCCCACCCCAAGCUUCCUGCUAAUAAGCCGAGUAAUAAGAUCCAGGUUUUACAUUCUGUGUUUGACCGAUCAUCUGAAAAGAAUGAGAAAAUAUGA